AUGACUGGUCACGGCGAAGGUGAGCAGAAUGCCGACAAUGCCCAUGUUGGGAAUAGCGGCUUCCGACGAGGCUAUUCCACACAAGGCAAGGCAUGCUAUCAUAGUGACAAGGGUCCGAUGAGCACGCACACUGUCAUCCAUCUUGAAUAUCUCCCGUCAAUUGAAUUCCAGCACUUGUGGCUACUGCUGCUGCUCAAACGGCCGCUAGAGCUUUGGCUUCCGCUGUUCCCUCUCAUUCCUUCUCAUUCCUCCCAGCUGCAGCUCAUUGUCUUGUUCCGUGCACUCUUUUGCGGCCCACGAGGAACGCUAUUAACGGCUUUGCUGUUCAUCUAUCCCGUCAAGUCACUCCUUCCAAUUGAGGUCUCGAUUGCAGAGAUUACGAGCGAAGGCUUUCGCUUUGACCGGCAGUACAUUCUAGUCAGAGAUCCUCGGAGUCACCCGACUAUACGGCCUCAUCUGGCCGAACACCUUACCGUCAAGCGGGUAUAUAAGCUGGUGCUCUUCCAGCCGUCAAUCAACGAUGAUUGGUCGGAACUGACCAUCAAACACACGAUAGCCAGACCAGAAUCUUCAAUCACUAUCCCACUCACGCCGUCACCGCUGUCAUGUCUGGACGCGCCGUCAUAUCAAGUGAGUGUAUUCGGCACCGAGGCCUCGGCUGUCGAUAUGGGAGACGGCCCAGCCGAGUUCUUUAGCAAACAUCUCGAUAUCCCCACGAGAUUACUGUUUAUCUCCGGAUCAGGCAGCCGCGAGAUCCCUGGAGCGGCGUACAUCCCUAAACACCGGCUGCCAUUAACAAUUAAGGCCGCCGGUGACCAUUUCCAACCGCAACGAAUCCGUUUCGCAGAUGCUGCUCCGUUUUUGGUUACAUCAACAGCAUCCGAAGAAGACGUCAGAUCCCGCUUGCCACCAGAUGAUCGGCAAGAAGAUGUCUUGCUCCGCUUCCGUACUAAUAUCCACGUCGACGUGGGAUCUGUUGCGCCGUGGGACGAAGACCACUGGAGAGAACUUACUGUAUUUUCAGAAGACGGAACUACGCCAAAAGCAGUUGUCCGCUGUGUCUUCAAGACCCCUCGCUGCCUGAGUGUCAACGCCGACAUCAAGACGGGAACUGGAUCCCCACGAAGCAAACAAGUCUAUGGCUUGAUAGCUAGAGAUAGACGUGUAAACAAGGCAUACCCUCUCAAACCAGUUUUUGGACAGUGGUCUUUUGCAGGCCCCAAUGGAGCUUUACUUCGAGUUGGUGACGAAAUUCGGGUUACGGAGAGGGGAGCAAAUGACAACUUGAGUGACCAUGUUGUCAAAGCUUAG
Molecule: messenger RNA, 1311 nt
Organism: Trichoderma virens Gv29-8
Lineage: Eukaryota; Fungi; Ascomycota; Sordariomycetes; Hypocreales; Hypocreaceae
Exons: 4
Coding region: 1-1311 (436 amino acids)
Molecular function (GO): pyridoxal phosphate binding; catalytic activity; molybdenum ion binding
Source: RefSeq, a predicted model, not a curated record